UCUGGUAAUACGGUUUUACUAAAAGUAACCACAUAUGUAACGAUUCAUUACUAAAACGCAUCUUGGCGUGCCAGAAUUCUAAGAAGAUACGUUUUAUUAUACAUAUAAAAAUACUGGAAUAGAAUUUAUAAAUCUAUAAGAUACAAAAUGAGGGAAUCCGCUCAUGACAUAAGUCUUGAUACUUGGAAGCAAUGGAUUUUGGAAGCGAUUUCAAAAAUACGUUCCCAAAAACAAAGACCCAGCGUUCAACGCAUUUGCCAAGCUAUUGGAAGUCAUCACAAAUUUCAUGAAGAUAUCGUAGCAGAGAAAUUGGAGGAAGCGGUUGAGUCCGGUGCCGUUAUUAAAGUAUAUAAUAAAGGACUACAUUCCUAUAAAGCGCCUAUGGCAAAAAGGCGUAUUAAAGUAGAGAAAAACAGUAACUUGUGUAAAAUAGUUGCAAAAGCUGUACAUGAUUUGGGUGAAUGCGAGGGAUCGACCAUAAAAACAAUUGAAAAUUAUAUACAAAAGUUUAACAACAUAGAUCUUGGACCCGAUGUUGAUUUUCGUGCGAUUAUAAAAAGUUCUAUUAGAAAAGCAGUGGAUGCUGGAUUUCUGGUACAAGAAGGAAAGUUAUACAAAAAGGGACGUUCACUAACUACACCACGAAAAUCUUCCUCAACAUUGGAGGUGACCGUAACUACUGGUGACGACAAUUGUUCCUACUGUUCCGGUGAUGCACAGAAAAAUCGUAAUGGCAUACCUGAGCCAUUGAGCUCGUGCAAAAAGUGUGGCAUGUCAUUACACACGACAUGCGCAAAUAUAGCGGCUAAGUGUAAAUCACAAUCAUAUGUGCUACUCUAUAUGCUGGUAACGAAAGGUUCCCUAUGGUAUUGUAAAAAUUGUGCGGAAUGUAGCAAUUGCACAUGCACUGAUCGCGGCCCGUGUUUACUGGAGUGUUCGGCCUGCAAGAAAAUGUAUCAUUUAACAUGUUUAGAUACUAUACCGGAUAAGAAGCCCAAGCAUCCUUAUAGAUGUAAAAAUUGUAUACUGCAAAAUUUCGAUGUUGUUAAGAAAGAAGUAACGAAGAAAGGCUUGGAAACAGUAAAAAGUCGAAAUCCAUCACCAGGUGAAACGUGUAAAUCAACAAGAAGUGGUAAGCCAGUAACGACAUCAACUUCUGAGUACGCGGGUACGCGAAAUAAAGAAUGGAUUGGUGGUAAGCAAAAGGAUAAGCGCAGCGUGGCUGCAUCGGCAGGAAUUUCAUGUAAACGACAAAUUAUAGAUGAAAUAGACAAUAAUCCAACAACAUCAAAACUUUCGAAAUACGAAGGUUCCAAAGAAAUGUACAAAGACAUUUCCUUAAGUCAAGCGAUAAAAUCUUCACAGAAUUUACAAAAGAGCAUUGCGCAUAAUUCGCACUUGAAAAUGUUUAGACAACGUCGACAAUUUGCGGGUUUCCUUAAUAAAAUGGAUGCCACGACGACAAGCGAUACGAAACGUACAAAAAAGAAAACACCAUCCGAUUUAUCAUCAUCGAGUUCUUCUAGCGAUAGCGAUGAAGAUGAUAACAUGGACUUCGAUGAUGACAAUCAAGAUGAUAGUACUUCGUCGGGUUCAUGCUCAUCGAGCAGCUCGGGUUCGGAUUCGAGUGAGAGUAGCAGUGAUAGUUCCGAAUUUGACAAUGAAGAGGAGGAUAACUAUGAAGAAAACGAUGACGAUGAUUGUGACUCGGAUAAAAGUGAGUCGAAAUCAAAUAUAUUCAUUUCACAAAUUCCAGUAAAGAAAGAAAUUAAUGUACCAGCAAAAAAUUACACGUCACAAAAUACCAAAUCAAAAGAUGAACAUUGGGGCUUUGCGGCUGUUGCCAAAAAUCGUGUUGAUAUAUUUUCACAAUCGCGCAAUAUAGAAUCCGCCGAUGGUUUUGCGCUAAAAAAGUGUGGCAAUCUUAUAACUGGUUUCAAUAAGAAUCUAGUAAACGAUGAGCUAAGCACGAGCAGUAGCAAACAAAUGAACUACAAGUCAUUGCAAGGACUUGGCAAUGAAGUUAACCAGCAGUUGGAAAAACGUACAACAAAAACAACAGCAAAGAAGGAUGAUUUGCCAGAGACGAGCAUAGUGUCGGCGGCGGCGACGGAUGCUGCUGUCAAUAGAGGUGCAAAAAAGCCGUUGGAGAGAGUUCAAAAAAAGAAAGUAGCCACACUCAAGUCUGCACCUUUGGAUACGAAACGUACCGUCUAUAAGAGCGAUGACGAUGAUGUGCCCUAUUUGAAUGAAAACACCGUUAUCAAAUAUCAAAUGAUGGACAAUACACAUUACGCUAGAAGUGCAAAACCCUUUACAAAUGAAGAAAGUUCCUCCAAUGAGAAGGUCGAAUAUGAAGAGGUGUAUCCAGAGAAUCCAUUUGAAAAUCAACCACUACCGAAUGGCGUAGAACAGAGCGAUAUCACAAUUUAUAAGAAAAUACGUGAGAAUGCUGCUAAGAAAAUAACGGAAUUGAAAAGCAUAAAUUCGCAAACCAAUGCCAAUAUUGGUCCAACACAAGAACGUUGCCCAUCGGCCAUUGAAAUCGGCAAGUGGCAUAUUGAAACCUGGUAUUCGAGUCCAUUUCCACAAGAAUAUGCCAGACUACCCAAAUUGUAUUUGUGUGAAUUUUGCUUGAAAUACACCAAAAGCAGAUCCGUUUUGGAUCGCCAUCAAAAUAAAUGCCUUUGGAAGCAACCACCAGGCACCGAAAUAUAUCGCCAUAAUGACGUAUCGGUAUUUGAGGUCGAUGGCAAUAUCAAUAAGAUCUAUUGUCAAAAUCUAUGUUUGCUGGCCAAACUAUUUCUGGAUCAUAAAACACUCUACUAUGACGUUGAGCCGUUUUUGUUUUAUAUAUUAACGAAAAACGAUAAGAAAGGUUGUCAUCUGGUUGGCUAUUUCUCCAAGGAGAAACAUUGCGCACAAAAGUUCAAUGUCUCGUGCAUAUUGACAAUGCCACAAUUUCAGCGGCAGGGUUUCGGUAGAUUUCUCAUUGAAUUCAGUUACUUGCUGAGUCGCGAGGAGGGUCAAGUUGGUACACCCGAAAAACCGCUCUCCGAUUUAGGUAGACUCUCGUAUUUCUCGUACUGGAAAUCAAUCAUUUUGGAAUAUAUUUACAAUCACAGAAAUGAUGGACGCAUCACGUUCAAAGACAUUGCCAAUAAAACGGGACUAACCGUUUCGGAUAUAGCAUUGGCAUUUGAAUUGUUGAAUUUCAUUAAAUUGCGCAAGAAUGAAGACGACAUACGUUACCAAAUCAAUAUCAAAGUUGAUUGGGAAAAGGUGAUAUCACACUACAAGAAACUGCAGAAUUCCAAGCGUAUACCGCUAGAAACGGAUUGCUUGCGCUGGAGUCCGCUGUUGUCCAAAUCAUUGACUGGUGAUGGCACCAAGUCAUCUGAAGAAAGUUUCUUGGAUAGCUCCGCGCGAUCUGAACAGUCGGCCAUCGAACGUAUACGUUCACGAAAAUCUAAUUCGUUGAUUGCGAACAAUUCAAAUUUUAUAAAAAAGGAAACGAAUACGCCGGAUGGCGGCCUGCAAAGUAGCAGAAGUAGAUUGUCCAAUUUCAGCAAUGAUAAAAUGGCCAGCGCAACCGUCGAACUAAAUUUUCAAAAGCGUAAACCCGCGCAUGUAAAAAACACUAAUACCGAUUUAAAAAACUCCAUGCAUGAGGUUGUAGACGAAAGCAACGAGCCGAAGCGUCUAGAGACGCACGCGCAAAAAAGGGUGCACGAAACCACGAAAGCUGAUGCCAACAGUGAUACCACGAAAGUAGGCACAAGUGUGGUUGUAGAAGUCCCUAGACGCAAUCCACGCAAGCGUCAAAUCAGUAGAGAAGAUGAUGCCAACAUAGCGCCCACAGUUGAAGAGCCAGAAGUCAACCAUAAGCCUGAAAAGAGACGUAGAAUACAAAAUUCACCUGUGCAACCAGUUGUUGUUGUUGAAAAGACAAAAGGUGAAGCGUUGGAUGCUAUGGGUUUUGAAGAUGACAAGCCUACGAGCCGUGCACAAAGAUUGGCGAAUCGCAAGCAAAGCACACCUAUUGUGUCCACCAAUAAGAGGAAACAUUUUGAACGACAAAAUGAAAUGAAGUUGAAUAUUAAACAAGAGGAGACAAAUUCUGUAGAUAAAAUACCAAUUGAGACCGAACCUGAACCCGAACCUGAGCCUGAGGUUGAACCUGUAGUCGAAACGGUACCAGCACCUGCAGCUGCAGGCAUGGUAGAACCAGAAGCGGCGAAAGAAUGCAUGGAAGUAGAAGAGGUGGUUGAAGAAAAAUCAAUAAGAAAUUGUAGCAAUGAUAAACCCAUAACAACCGUGCCCAAAUUGCGUGGCAAGAAGAGCAUUGAGAAAAAAUCCAAUGAUUUGUAUAACGAAAAUAACGCCAACAACGGUACAAAAGACAGCGGCGCAAGCAGCGAAGUCAAUAACGUUGAGCCAACACAGGAGAGCAAGCAGGAGACAAAAAACAAUGCAGAACCUGCAGCUGACACUGCUGAUGAAACGGUAAUAAAAGACGCCGCAGCAGACAUGGCCACAAAUGCAAUUGAUGAGCAUAUAGAAGAACAACAACCGCAACAAAAACAAAUGCAAGCAGUACCAGAACCAGAAGUACAACAAACACAACAGCCCAUACAGCAAACGCCGGCAUUGAACGUAGCUAAAACAGAAGCAUCCUCACUAACAGCAGGGAACGAUGAAAAAGUUUUAGAAGCCGUGGCGAAGAAGACGAAAAAGACCUUUGCCGAAUUAAUGGUGGAGAAUACCGAGAGCACUGCUGUUGCCACAGCAGAGUCAAAUGUGAAUUUGGUUGAAAAUAAAAAGCCGCACGAGCAUGAAAAUGCGCCAAAGGAAGAAGUAAACGUUAAAGGCGUAAGUGACAAAAACGAAAUCGCCGAAACACCGGUUGCAGUCAGUGUCACUGUGAAUGAUGAUAAACCGAAAAUUGCAGACGAAGUGGUUAAAGAUGUUGUAACGCCUACAGAAAACAACGUGCAACAUGUUGAGCAAAAGGCCGAAACCGAUGUCAAAGAGAAUGCAACUGCGGUUGCUGCCACCAAGUACGAGCCAUUGGCAACAGAAGCACCACCACCACCACCAGCAACACCAACACCAGCACCAACACCGACAACAGUUGUUAAGGAACCAUUAUGUAAAAUAGAAUGUAUUGAAAAUGAAGCAUCGCCCAAAAUGGUGGCACAAAUUUCACCAAAACAAACAAUAAAAGAAGAUUGUGCGAAUUCACCGUGCCUUACGUCGGAGAUAAACAGCAGGGAUGACGAACACAAAGAAACUUACGAAAGCAAAAGCGAUACUACACAAUUGGAGGCUGCAGCAGCAGUAACACCAUCAACGGCUGCUACAACAGUUGUCACAAUGGCCACUGCAGUGGCGGCAACGCCACCAGUCGCACCAACCACUAUGCCACCAACUUUAACAACAACCACCCCCGCACCUAUAACUGCACCCCCACCGGUAUUAGCAGCGACACUGGCACCAACAACAAUUCCGCCAACCACAACUGCACCGGUUGUACCUGCACCGCAACUGCAAAUAGCCAAGCCCGCAAUAAGUGAGGCACCAAUUAUCUGCAAAACAGAUCAGCUUGUGGAAACUAAACCCAACAUGCAUAUUAAAACCGCAUCGCCACCCACAAAAAACUAUGCCGACAAUGUUGCCGAGUGUAAAUUGAAUGAGAAGAAAAUCAGAAAUGGCAUGGAGAGCACAGUUGUCGACAGAAAGGAGAAAAUGUACACACAGUCCACCAAUAUGCAUGAAAGCAAUGAACUUAAUAAAUUGAAAAUACAAAAAAUGAAUGAAGCCGCCGCCGCCGCUGCGGCAGCAGCAGCUGCAGCCACAUUGGAAAUGCAGCGUGCGCAGUUGCAAGCGUCUGUAAAGAAGAGCGCCAAUCAAGCUGUCAUUGCAACAAAUGCUAACGCCAUAAAUACGAGCCGCAUCGAUGCGAGCAGCAGCACAUCGUUUAUGAAGACCGUUAAGGAUAAACAAAAAUCCAUUAUCACACACACCGACAUUAAGAUAAAAGAAGAGGACAAGCAGCAAGUACAAGUCAUCACAAAUAAAGCCAGCGAUAGCGCCUUGCUAUCCUUGCAUGGCAAGAAUCCCUAUAACACCGCCGCCGUUGCUGCGGCCGAGCAUCAGAAAAUGCAAAAUUCCAUGGAUUUGAAUAAGAUUGCCACGCCGUUUGCCAUAAAUCAAAUACCGAAUUACGCGAGUACACCGCAGUAUUGGCAAUGGGACUACUAUGGUUACAAUUUGUCAACAUUGGAUGCGGCAGGCCAUAAGAAUCAAAAUAAAUUCAAAGAUUUGGCCACAAGCAUGGCUUAUUCGCAUAAUUUUACGCAGAAUUUCUAUCAAUCGGCCAUACAGCAUCAUGCGCAUCAGCAUAUGCAACAGCAGCAGCAACAGCAACAACAGCAACAGCAGCAACAACAACAACAGCAGCAGCAACAGCAACAACAGCAGCAGCAACAACAACAGCAGCAGCAGCAACAGCAACAUACAAAAGAUAAGAUGAAAAGUGACAGAAAGAUGAGCGCUUGCAAGAAGGAGGAUGCGUCUAAGAGUAGUACAAAUUCGUCGAAUAGUCAAAACUUUAGCGGUAGUCGUGAGGAUCCACACAAUUGUGGUUUCUCCAAUGCACAAGCGGCCGCUUAUGCGCAGAAAUGCAAUAAUAUACAAACGAAAUCACAUAAAAUGUCCGCGGACCAAACGCAACACAUCAAAUCGUUGAAUCUUUUGCCUAACGCCAGUUCCAGAUUUUACAAUCCAAUACCGAUACCCUCGAAUGCGCUCGCUCAGCAGGCGCUAUGUGGUCAGAAAGUGCGUGGCGAACACGGCAAUUUGAAUGCCGCUGAGGAGAAUAAGGUUAAGCUGAGCGCCCACCAAGCGGCCAAUCAGCAACAACAACAACAACAGCAUCAGCAGCAACAAAGCGACACACAAGACAUCACAACGCCGAUGGCAUAUAGUUCGGGUUCGUCAAAUCAUUCGGCGAGUAAUUUGCAUCAUUAUGGUUGCAGCAUGACGGUGCCGAUGAAUAUGGAUUCGCCAUCGAGUAUUGGUAGUGAUAUACAGCAGAAUACACCAGAUCCAAUACCAUCGACUACGCCGCACAUACAACAGCAACAGCAGCAGCAGCAGCAACAACAACAGCAACAAUCACAAUAUUCCGAUUGUUCCAUGCAAAGCCAUUCGGGUAAUACACCCAUGCACAUGGCCAUACAAACUUCACACAUUCAACAGCAGCAACAGGCUAAUCUCAACUUAAAUAUGCCGUCGAGCGGUGCGCAGGGCUUAAAUUCGCUUACAGCUGCACAGCAACAGCAACAACAGCAUAGUCAGCAAAGUCGCAAAGUCAAUCAGCAGGCUGAUUUGGUGGCCAGCAGUGCUAAUCAGCGCGCGUCCACACCAAAGGCUAUACGUGGCACAAAUACGGCUGGCAGUAAUCAACAGCAACAACAUCGGCAGCCGAAGAGCACGCCACCCACGAAUGCGGCAGUUAAUGUCGCCCAACAACAACAACAGCAACAACAGAGCGUUAAUAAUAAUCAAACUCUCUUACAAUCACAACAAGAACAUUUACACAAUAUGCAACAACAAUAUUCACAAUUGAGCGGCCAACAUCACCAUCAACAGAAUAUGCAUAUUGAUUAUAUAACAUCCAUACCACCAAACAUACAAAACUACUCUUCGAAUGCCACCAACUCGUAUGAUAUUGUUUCAAUGCCUACUGUUAUACCACAACGCAUGACCAUCAGUAAUGCUACACAUUCGUUAUCUAGUCCACAUCAACGCUCGUUGGAUCAGUCCUCACCAUCAGCUUGUGCUGUGAAUAAUUUCUAUAUGCAAAACAAUUUAACAGCGAACGAGGCGAGCUCAUCGCGUGUACCCGUACCGGCCUCAUCGGCUGCGACAAAUUCGAAUGGUAGUGGUGGUGGCGUCGGUGUCAUUCAUAUCAGUCCAGAUCCGUCGGCGAGCUCGUCCAGCGGCAAUGGUGACUCACAAUUGGCUCAAGACAAUGUCUCCGAAUCGUCAUCGUCGAAUGCGGGCACCACACCAACACAACAAGUUGGUAAUUUGUGUAGCCUCUCGAAAUUACAACAAUUGACAAAUGGUUUGGACAUACAACAACCAUGCAGCAACACUUCACCGGCUGGUCAGGUGAAUUUGACACCACCGCCGCAUCAUCCGGUGUCACACAACUCGAUGACACCGCCGCCACAUCUCUUGGUUACGCAAAAUCGCAGUUUAGGCACACCGCCCAACAUGCUGCAACCGCAAAUCAAUCCGCUACAGUAUCAUAAAUACUAUUCGAGCAACAUGAAUAUCGCACCGAUUGCCACAUCACAGAAUGUGAAUCGGAAUGCGCGUAAUACGGCAUCGGCGCCGGUGCAACAUAUAGCCGUAUCGUCGGUGACCACAUCGUCGACCACCAGUCGCACCACCAAUGUACACAUUAGUCCGAAUUUGAUGCCACCGUAUGGUGCAAUAAAUGGCUAUCGCAUGACGACACCACAAGCGGCGGCCACACCGACCUAUGCUGCUGGCGGCGAUUAUUCCAAUUCGCAGAUUCCAAUGCAAAUGGGGGUAAUGAAUAUGCAAUCGCAGUAUCCCGAUGCGUGUGCCAUACAGCGUGCACAACAGAAUUCGAUGUAUUCAACUUAUCCACCCCCAUAUUUAUCGUUGAACGGGGCUAUGAGAAGAUAAAGUAUUUAGUGUAUAGUGAAUGCUUAAAAGUUUAUAUUUAUAUACAUACGUACAUACAUACAUACACAUUACACAUAUAUACACACAUACAAACUAUAUAAUUGUAUAUUUCGUAACAAAUAAAAUAAAUGAUUCAAUAA
Molecule: messenger RNA, 8867 nt
Organism: Zeugodacus cucurbitae (melon fly)
Lineage: Eukaryota; Metazoa; Arthropoda; Insecta; Diptera; Tephritidae
Gene: enok
Product: histone acetyltransferase KAT6A
Exons: 8
Coding region: 148-8727 (2859 amino acids)
Biological process (GO): regulation of DNA-templated transcription; nucleosome assembly
Cellular component (GO): MOZ/MORF histone acetyltransferase complex; nucleosome
Molecular function (GO): DNA binding; histone acetyltransferase activity
Source: RefSeq, a predicted model, not a curated record